Coregonus sp. 'balchen' is the source of this 7267-nucleotide messenger RNA. The record is from the annotation of a GenBank genome assembly. NCBI's taxonomy places the organism in Eukaryota, Metazoa, Chordata, Actinopteri, Salmoniformes, Salmonidae.
UCCGCCCUAGCUCGCGGCAAUCAAAACAUGGCGGACUGCAUCAAUUAGCCAAAAAGCGUUUAUGUCAAUGUGAUCUAAAGGGGUAUCAAUUACAUUAUUUUGAUACAGACAACGAUAUUUAUAGUUGACAAUUUACCCGAUUGGAAAGUAAUAGAGGGGAAAGCCACACUGCCCACAGUUUUCACGUGGAUAAAGGUAGAGUAAAUUCAAGUGAGCUUUUUCGUUACCUGUUCAACGAGCUAGCUGACUGGAUAAUUUAGCUAGCUAACGUUAUGCUGAUGUGAAACCUGCAAGCUUUUGGUGAUAUCUACCGGUGGUUACAAAAUUUGCUAGUUAGCUAACUAUCUAACAUUUCAGCAAAUUAAUAUUGGCGAGUAUUUGCAUUAGCUAUAGCUAGCUAACAUUAGAACUGGUGCAGAUUUGCUAACUAAGUUAGCUAACGUUUGUUGUUAGUUUAGACUAGUUGACGUUUACUUCUGACUAGCUGCGAUUCAACCAUGAAUUGUCUUCUGACAUUGUGCUGGGAGACGUACUUAUAUGUACAAGUUGUACAAUUAUAUUUUCCAGCACAAUGUCAAAAGGUAAUUAAUUAUUGUAUGAAAAUGGAUACACUCACUAACUGUAAGUCGCUCUGGAUAAGAGCGUCUGCUAAAUGACUAAAAUGUAAAUUAUUGGUUGAAUCGCAGCAAGGGAGUGAACGUUAUUUAUAAUAAGGGUUACAUGGAGAAAAUCGUACCUCUGAAAUGAAAAUGGAUGGCCCUCCCUAGAACAAAAUAUAUUUUACCUAUACCCUCCCUGAACGCUUGAAAUAAAACGAGUGACCCUCCCCUAUACCCAAAAUAAAAAUUAAUACAAAGUGGAUAGCAGAGAACAUGUCUACCGUUUACCCUCACUUUUUGGACAGACCAGAGCCUUAGACAUGCAGUUUAGAAACUGUUCCUUGUCCUGUUAGUAUUACUUGGCAACGCAGGAAUUUUGAUAGUGCACAGGGCUGCAGGCCAGAAGGUUGUGGGUUCGCAGAUCACCGUGGACAAGAGUAGGGGUGGAAAGAUCUCAUUUAUAGUAAAAGCAUUGCAUGAAUCCAUCAUCGUAUUUGCAGGGCCAAGAAAAAAAUGGCCUUAUGUAAACAUUUCAUGCAAUUCUACUUAAUUUUCCAUAUUAGCAGAAUCUUUCAUUUUUAUACCACACAAAUUGCCAAAAUUACAGGCUGAAUGAACAGAGAUGGGCAUGUGUGUUCAUCUUUUUUCUCCAAUGCCAAAUCAGUGUGUUUUGUUUGCAAUGAAACUGUCCCUGUUUGCAAAUAAUAAAAUCUGAGACCUCAUUAGGAAUCUGAGCAUGGUGUUUUCAAAAGUUAGGCCUACCUUUCCACCCCAGACAGAGUAGGCCUACUGACGCAGAAAAAUGGAAGCUUUAACUGCUCGCUACUCUUCUUCUGUGGCUUAACCCAACGAGAGAAGGUCACAAGUGUUUACCUAAAAGCUGUCUGGGUUUAAACAUCAUAUAUUGUACAGAAAGUUAAUAACUUAAUCAAUUGAUAGUGACAUAAUUAGAUUACUUCCCAAGCAAAGUACAUUUUUUGUCUCCUUUAUGCUCUAAACAAUGAUAUCCCCAUAUGCAUCGGAGUCACGUCUUUCCCGGGUAUUUUACAACUUGUUUGUAGCCGAAAGCAUCGUGGACCAAAGCGUUGUUAUAGAUCACUUUAAUAAUCAGAUCCCUUUUAUUUUCUUCAAAAUCUUAAGCUAACAAAAGGGUAGGCCUGUGCUUUUUGCCCUUUUCAUUAAUAAAAAGUAGGCCUAUGGUAUACCCUCUCAUACUUCCCUCAAUUCGAGUCUUGGUUUUAACUUAGCCUACCUCCGUGUCAGUGAAGGGCUGUUAUUUAAAGAGUGCAUUGUGGAUGGAGGAAUUGACCAACAAAUCUAUUGAUAUAGCAGCCUAUAGCCUAAUUUAGUCUCUCAAACAGGUAGGCCUACCUCUUAUUUCUUAAAUAGGAAGAAAUAGGCUCCAACGCAAAGCCCUCUUGUUGUUAGAAAACUAAUUAAAAUGAAGACGGUUUAAAUGAAUUAUGCCUACUCAAAUUUGCCUACUUUCAGCACCAUGAGCUGUCCAUUUCCGAUUGAUUGUGCUGCUGCUUCAAGUUUCAGCACCACAAUGUAAGUUACUGGAAUCUGGCUUAUUGUGAGGUCAAUAACUCUGAUAAAUAGGCCUACAUCAUGGGCAAGAAACAUAUUGUUUUUAAUCAAAUCAAUUAUAGUAGUAGCAAGCUAUCAAAGUUGUCCUCCUUCUCAUCUUCGCGCUCUCCUUCUCAAACUGAACAGAACAUAAGCUGUAGCAGUGUUUCCCAACCCUGGUCCUCUUGUACUCCCAACAGUACACAGUUUCAUUGUAGCCCUUGACAAACACACCUCAUUCAACUCAUUGAGGGCUCGAUGAUUAGUUGACAAGUUGAAUCAGGUGUGCUUGGUCAGGGUUACAAUACAAAUGUGUACGGUUGGGGUUACUCGAGGACUAGGGUUGGGAAACACUGGGCUAUAGGCUAGUCCAUGCGCAAGAGAGUGCAUUUUUUUGGACUAUGCUUAAUAAAAAAUAGGAAGAAGCCUUUGACUCUCCUCCUGAACUGCCACUGUAGGCCUACACAGCACAGCCAUUGGUUAGGAAGCACACAAAAACGUUCUUGAUCAGCAAGAGCAGGCUGGGGCUCAGGGUUGGAAUAUCCAUUGCAGUGUGUAAGGCAGCCUAGUUUUAUUUAAGGCCUUGUAAGUCAGCAUUUCACGGUAAGGUCUACACGUGUUGUGUUUGGGCACGUGACAAAUACAAUUUGAUUUGAUUUGACCAUCCCAGCGGCUAUCUUAGAAAUAUAACUUUGCUCUGUGCUUCGCUGAGCAUGCACUUCAUAGCCUGUAUAGCCUAUGGAUACUUUGAUUGAGACCACACUAAAUAGCCUACAGGAGGCUGCUGAGGGGAGGACAGCUCAUAAUAAUGGCUGGAACGGAGCAACCAUGUGAAACCAUAUGUUGGAUGUAUUUGAUACCAUUCCGCUCUAGCAUUUACCACAAGCCCGUCCUCCCCAAUUAAGGUGCCACCAACCUCCUGUGAUAGGCACACUUGAUAUUGUGCGCCCAGCAGAGAAUCAGAGAUGAGGGGUGGCAUCAGGCACACAUCGAUAUAUAGCCUAAUAAGCAACUAUUUCUAAAACACUGAGGAAUAUAGACAUUUCAUCAUUUACAAAUUACAUGACCCUCCCCUAGACUAGAUUUUAAAAACUUCUGACUUGCCCUCGGUGCAAUCAAUGUAAUGUCGUGUUUGGUGCCUCUAGUCUAAAGUAAUCUAAAUGUAUAUCUGGCUCCUUCGUGUUGCUCAAUAAGCUUUUUGACAGUUAGUAACAUGCUGUAUAAUAUUGCAGGAAAAUAUCCUGCAUUACUUGGUUUGGAAAUCCAAAUUCAUCGUUGUGGUUGUGUUGAAUAGAUGACUUUUUCUCCUGACUCCAAUAACUUGAUACUGUAUCUUCCCUGGCAGGGUGAAGGAGACGCACCAUCACCAUGGGGCGACGUUCGACCUCCUCCACCAAGAGUGGGAAAUUCAUGAACCCCACCGACCAGGCCAGUAAGUAAAGUCAUACCCUUUCCAUCAUCAUGUGACUGCUCACAUCAUACGUUCACCUCAAACUUGAGCAUGAACACAUCAGUGCACAUUGUUACUUAAGCUUCAGGGGAUCCCAUGUCUGUGAAAUGAAAAGCAUUUCAGUGUCUCUUAUUGAGCUCAGCAGCACUAUGAACAAUAGUAAAUGCAUCAACGUACAGGAGCUGUCAGGUAACAGGUUCUACAUCAAACAUAAUGCGGUGCCUUUUCCUCCUCAGGGAAGGAGGCCAGGAAACGGGAGCUGAAGAAGGUAAGACCUUGGCUGACAAGUUGAAUGUCAAUGACAGGUUGACUUUGUAUUCUGUGUAGAAAACUCACUGUGCUCUUCUUUGCUGCGCCACAGAACAAGAAGCAGAGGAUGAUGGUGAGAACAGCUGUGCUGAAGAUGAAGGACCCCCGACAGAUCAUCAAAGACAUGGAGAAGCUGGAUGAAAUGGGUGAGCUAUUGGAAAUGGGUUUUAAACAAGGUUAUGUGUUUGUUUUUUGUCUUCCAAAAUGAUCUUGCUAAUCAUUUUCUUUUCUCCUGUUCACAUCCGUUCUCUCUACCUGUCUUUUCCUGUGCCAGAGUUCAACCCUGUGCAGCAGCCGCUGCUGAAUGAGAAGGUGCUGAGGGACAAGAGGAAGAAGCUACGGGAGACGUUUGAGCGCAUCGUACGUUUGUACGAAAGAGAGAACCCAGACACUUACAAGGAGCUACGCAAACUGGAGCUGGACUAUGAGAGCAAUCGCGGCAAGCUGUCACUCUACUUCGACUCAGUCAAGGUGUGUAUGCUAUGCUGAUGAGCAUGUAUGAAGCGUACAGAUAAACAGAGCGGGGCUGAGAUCAUGUCAUUAUUGUCCCUGUUGUUCACUACUCACUCUUUCUCUUCCACACUCUGUCAACUAGAAUGCUGAACUGGUGGAGGUGGAUAGUAUCCCACUCCCAGAGAUGCCCCACGCCCCCUCCAGCAUCCUGAUCCAGGACAUCCCCCUGCCCGGGGCCCAGCCUCCCUCCAUCCUGAAGAAGGGCUCGUCGUUUAGGUGGGCAGUCCCCUGAAUUUACAGUGCUGUCUCAGUAUCAUUCCAAUGGACCAUACCGCAACCCUAACAGCUGCUCUGUAAACACUUCUCUCUCUCUCUUAGUAAGGGGAUCAGUGCCCCCAUGUCUGCAGCGGUAGCUGGCGUCCCUCGGUUACCCCCUGGCAGGAAACCCCCAGGUCCCCCACCUGGCCCCCCACCGCCUCAGGUCCUGGCGCUGUACGCAUCACGCAGGGCCCAGUUCGCAGCAGACGCAGGUACUGCACACACACCUCACUACUGCAUGUUUGUACAUGGGAUCAGGAGGAAUAAAGAUGCUUCAUCCAAAUCCACCUUUCUCUCUGCCUACAACCAGAUCCAUCCAACCAGGCCUCUGACAUGGAGAAAGCCAUGGACACUAUGCUGAUGGGAGGAGAGAGGGACAGUGGGAGCGAGAGCGAUGGAGAAGGGGACGAUGGAGAGGAAGACGACAGCGACUCUGAAGAGGACAGUGAAGGAGAGAGGGAUGAAGGAGGAGAGGUUGACAAGAGGAUGAUGGUGGACCGACAGGAUGAGGGCAGAGAGGAGGACAGAGGGGACAGACAUGCAGGUGAGAGGCAGAGCCUUGUCUGCGUAUGUGCUUGCUUGAUCACCCCAAGUGUGUUGGAUUCUGUCUUCAAGUCUGGGCACUGCUUGGUGUUGGGAGUUUAAAGAAUGAUAACACAGACAUGGCGUUGUACAUGAGAUUAUGUGAUAUGUUUUGCAGGACGCAGUGUGCGGUUUGCAGACAUGCCCCCCUCAGCACCCAGGGAGAAGAGCAAGAAGAAGAGGAUUGUGAAGAAGAAAAAGGCCAUCACUCCUCUGCAGGCUAUGAUGCUUAGGAUGGCAGGUACUGUAUGUCCUUCAGUCUGCACACAACACCACUACCACACUUCAGCAGGACUUGUGAUGCAGAUGAAUGAUUGGAUUGUUGACACUAUUUUGGAGAAUGCCGUAAUUUAAAGAGGUUUGUAUUCGCCGGAGGAUGAUUUCUCCAUGGGAACUAGAUUACACUUUCUUCCUUCAUCCCUUUCUCACUCAUCCCCUUUUAUUAUUUGUCUACAGGGCAGUCCAUCCCUGAAGAUGAAGAGGAGGAAGAGGAAGUUGAGGAAGAGUAUACUGACUCUGACAACUCAGACAUCGAGGAUAGGGGACCACCAGGCGACAACCAAUCUCAUCUUAUACCCAAUCAGCGCAUGCCUCCACCCUCUGGUCCAAUGGGAGGACAGCAACCACCUCUACACAUGCAGGGUCCACCAGGAACAGGGCCUCCACCGUUGGGACCACCCCCAGCUCCUCCAAUGAGGCCUCCUGGUCCGCCCUCUGGCCUGCCUCCCGGUCCUCCACCUGGUUCGUUGGUUUUAUGUGUAUUAAUGAUUGGAGUACAGUGUCAUCUUGUGUGACGUUGCUUCAUUACUAUCAAAUUACUAAAACAAUGCUCUAUGAUGUGAUAUGUCAUAUGAUAUGUCUUGUUUGUCAUCCUUAGGUGCUCCUCCGUUUUUGAGGCCACCUGGUAUGCUAGGUGGUCCAAGGGGGCCGAUGCCCCGGCUACUGCCCCCUGGACCCCCACCAGGUCGUCCCCCUGGCCCUCCCCCAGGCCCCCCUCCAGGUCUCCCUCCUGGUCCUCCACCCCGGGGACCCCCACCCAGACUGCCUCCCCCAGCACCCCCAGGUAUGUGUGGAUGCGUGUAUGUAUUUUUGUGCCUUUUAUUGAAAUUUCAUAAGACUUUAUCCCUUCUCAAACAUUGUCAAAACAUACAUCUGUUUUAAACAUAACUACAGUUCAGCAGUACCCAAAGUUAACAGCAAUUAAAAUAGCUGAGAUCUAUAUGUCGGCAUGGCACAUACUUCAAGCUAAAAUACAUGUACAAAUUAUUUUGGCCAGCAAAGCAUGGGAAGAAAGUAGGAUUUUCCCCCACUCUAAUCUCCUCUCUUCUCCCUUUCUGUAGGCAUCCCCCCUCCCCCAAGAGCUGGCCACCCACGCCAACUUGCCCCUCCCCUCUCUCUUUUCCCCCCGCCGCUUAACUCCAACGUCCUCAGCGCUCCCCCCAGCAUCGUCCACCGCCAGAAACCCGGCUCCAACCCAGAUGGCUCCCAGAGCAACCCCAAUGCCUCCAUGCUGCCCCCUCCCUCCAUGCCUAUGUCCAUGCGCCCAGGGAUGCAGAUGCCCCCUCCCCCGGGGACAAGUGCCCCGCCAUCGGGCGCAAACCACACCAGCCACCACCAUGCACCAACCAUCGAGAAGCGGGCCAACAUCACCUCUGUCUCGGCCGGAGGCAGCAAUCUGGCAGCAGGCCCGGGGAGUGGUGGAGCCACCAUCUCAGCCAAACCCCAGAUAAUCAACCCCAAGACAGAGGUCACCCGCUUUGUGCCCACGGCGCUGAGGGUGCGCAGGGAUAAAGGGGCCGGGAGCGGAGGAGGGCCUAUGGAAAAGGGAAGAAGAAGAGAGGAAAGGGUGGGAGGCCAGAAGCAGCAGUCGAUGGCUGCCCCCAUGGGGUCGGCCAACCCUACUCAGAUGGGCCCAGUCUCUCAGCCCAACAUGAAGACCAAGGACCAGAUGUAUGAGGCCUUCAUGAGGGAGAUGGAGGGACUCCUC